Nymphalis io (European peacock) is the source of this 1277-nucleotide messenger RNA. RefSeq lists its product as uncharacterized. NCBI's taxonomy places the organism in Eukaryota, Metazoa, Arthropoda, Insecta, Lepidoptera, Nymphalidae. Bases 111 to 1139 code for a protein of 342 amino acids. The record is from RefSeq and is a predicted model, not a curated record. Gene Ontology annotation, molecular function: ATP binding; protein kinase activity. Gene Ontology annotation, cellular component: chromosome passenger complex; spindle midzone; spindle microtubule. Gene Ontology annotation, biological process: regulation of cytokinesis; mitotic spindle organization; protein phosphorylation. The transcript has a single exon.
UUUGAAAUUUCAAUAAGCAAUUUCGCAAGUGAUACUAAACUUGAUUAUAUUAAUUGAAAAGUUAUAAAAACAAGGACUGUGAACAUUAAAGUGGUUAAUAUAUAUUCGCAAUGAAUAUUCCAAAAUGUGAUUGCAAAGAAAAUCGACCUCCAGCAGUAGGACGAUCUCAUUGUGCGUGUUUUACAAAUACUCAAAAAAUGCCAGCUGGUAGCUUUAAAGUACCAACAAUACCUGUUAACCGUCCGGUUCUUAGUAAUAAUAAAGAGCAGCCAGGAAAACAAGAAGUAAAGAGAAAGGACGAUAAAAAGAAACAAUGGGCACUGACUGAUUUUGACUUAGGACGCCCGCUCGGAAAAGGUAAAUUUGGGAAUGUGUACUUAGCGAGAGAAAAGGAAUCACAUUAUGUUGUGGCACUUAAGGUACUUUUUAAAAGUCAGAUCCUAGAUUCGGAAAUAGAACACCAGGUCAGACGAGAAGUUGAAAUACAGUGUAGACUAAGGCAUCCAAACAUUUUACGUAUGUAUGGUUAUUUUCAUGACGAAAAAAGAAUAUAUUUAAUAUUGGAAUAUGCAAAACACGGUGCGCUUUAUAAAUUGCUGAAAGAACGCGGGCGUUUCGAUGAAAAAACAGCAGCUAUUUACGUACGCGACUUAACAAAGGCACUGAUCUAUUGUCACACAAAGAAAGUUAUUCAUAGAGAUAUUAAACCAGAAAAUUUGUUGAUCGGCCAUAACUUUGAAUUGAAAAUAGCUGAUUUUGGUUGGUCUGUUCAUUCACCAUCUUCAAGGCGUAUGACACUAUGUGGAACGUUGGAUUAUUUAUCACCUGAGAUGAUUGAGGGUAAACCUCACACCUACGCAGUUGAUAUAUGGAGUCUUGGAGUUUUAUGUUACGAGUUACUUGUAGGCUUACCUCCAUUUGAUGCGAAGGACUCCCAUCAAACAUAUAGAAAGAUAAGGUAUGUAAUAAUUAAAUAUCCUGACUUUGUUACUGAGAAGGCAAAAGACUUAAUGGGAAAAUUAUUAGUUAUAAAUCCCGAACAAAGAUUACCUUUAACUCAAGUUCUACAGCAUCCAUGGAUUAUAGAAAAUGCUCCUGAAGGUGUCCAUCCGCCUAUAUGUAAUACUGAACAAAAAUAAUUCAGAUAACAGGUUUUAUAUGAGAUCUAUUUCCAAAUGGUGACUAAUUCGUUACCAAAUAUUGUCUAAUUAUAGAAUAAUUUGCUUUAGUAUGUGUUGAAAUUUAUUUGUAUCAAUUAGUGAUUUAUGAAGUAAUUA